Messenger RNA from Ostreobium quekettii, 648 nucleotides. The record is from the annotation of a GenBank genome assembly. NCBI's taxonomy places the organism in Eukaryota, Viridiplantae, Chlorophyta, Ulvophyceae, Bryopsidales, Ostreobiaceae.
AUGAGUUUGUGUGAAUGUGUUUGUCAGGACAGGGUGCUGUCACUGUUCCCUUCGGGUCCCCAGGCAGAGUUCUACGCCCCUGGAGACGUUUCAGAGAAAAUUGUGUGGUGGAGUUGUGCGAUUGGAGGAAGCCUUAUAUUCUCUAAAAUUGCGAGUCUGGCAGCCCUCGCGCUCCUGGCCCCAGUGCUUGGGCCUUGGGCUCUUGCAAGUCUGCGAAACUGCGAGUUGCUGUCCAAGGGUUGGAGCUAUGGGGGCAUAUGGCAUGCACAGGUUCUUGAGGUGGAGCCACUUGACGUGCGGGCGGACACAUUCAGUGAUCGCCAGGGGGUGGGAUGGCAGCAGCGGAGAUCCUAUCAGUCGAUUCGGGUGCUGUGUGGCGACCCAUGGCAGGGAGGGGCUCGUGUGGAAAUGGUGGUGCCGUACGGUUACAGCCAGGAGCAGGUAUCGGCUGGGCAACCGGCAGAACUCCUUGCAUUGUCCAAUGACAAAAGCUUCAGGAACUUCAAGGUAGUACGGGAAGUGUUCUUGCCCCAACUACGCUGCUGGCUGUCGGAAUAUCCCUUCAUCGACAGGUUUGAAUUUGUGAAGGUGCUGAACGCACUGCUUCGCGAACAAGAAGGCAGAGCCCGGGGUUUCCCUGGGCGAUGA